This is a messenger RNA of Clunio marinus, 2056 nucleotides long. Lineage: Eukaryota; Metazoa; Arthropoda; Insecta; Diptera; Chironomidae. The record is from the annotation of a GenBank genome assembly.
AUGAAACCGGGAUUAAUGUACGAUAAUCCAUUUGAAUAUGUUUGGUCACUGAUUGUGGAUGUUACUAUUUUUAUGAUUAAAUCAGUUUACUUCUUCUUUGAGACGGUGAUUUUAACAUGUUUACCUAUAAGAUUCAGGAAACUUAAGGAUGUUUCCGGACAAACUGUUUUAAUAACUGGAGGAGGCGGUGGAGUCGGCAAAUUUCUGGCUUUAAACUUCGCUCGACUUAAAUGCAAAGUUGUUAUUUGGGAUGUUAAUCGUGAUGCCAUAACAGCAACAUCCGAUGCACUUAAAGAUGAAGGUUACGAAUGUUUCGCAUAUGUUGUUGACAUUUCUGAUAAACUUCAAGUCUACGAGGUUGCUAAGAAAGUUCGACGGGAAAUUGGAAAGGUUGACAUUUUAAUUAACAACGCAGGAAUUGUAACUUGCAGGCCACUUCUGGAACUUCCCGAUAAAGCGAUUGAAGCUACUUAUGGCGUUAAUAUUUUAUCUCACUACUGGACAUCGAAAGCUUUUCUUCCUGAAAUGAUUUCUGAUAAAUGUGGUCACAUUGUAACUGUCAGUUCUGUCACUGGGCUGCUUGGCACUUACGCAUGCACUGAUUACUCAGCUACUAAAUUUGCAUGUGUUGGAUUUCACGAGAGUCUGUUCAGUGAAUUGCGAGCUCAUGGCCAUGAUUACAUUGGAAUGACUCUAGUCUGUCCCUAUUACAUCAACAGUGGCAUGUUCGCUGGUGUCAAACCUCGACUUCUUCCAAUGUUGGAACCAAAGUAUGUCGCCGACAAAAUUGUCGAAUCAGUUUUGAAGAAUGAAGUUAAUUGCACACUUCCAGCAACCGUUCGAUUGUUUCUACCUCUCAAAUGUCUUCUUCCUGCAAAAACUUGUUGGGAAUUGAUGAUGAGAAUCAUGAAAGGACCACAAUCGAUGGCACUGUAUAAGGGUCGUGGAAAAGCACAAACUGGUUGAAGCAGAGCAACAUUAAUCCAACAUUAAUCCAACAUUAAAACAUAAAUGCUGACUUUUAUUAGAAAUAAAUUUUUUCAUUUCGAUUCUUAGCAUUUCAAAACUUGUUUGAUUCAUAAAUAUUUAGGCGCGAUAAAUUUGUUAUAAAUUUUUGAAUAUAUGUCAAUAAAUGCAGUAUUUUACAAUAUUUAAAGCUUUUUCAUGAUCACUCGUUGCUCCACACAGGUUUUCGUUUCUCUAUGAAACUUUUGAUGCCCUCUUGUCCGUCUUUAAGUUGCAAGUUAUCAACCAUGGCUUGACUACCUGCGAUGUAACUCGAAUUCAAAUCCAUUCCUAAUUGUUGAUAGUAAAAUUUCUUUCCAAAUGACACGACAGCUCUUGACUUGCUUUUAAUGGCAUCGCAAAUUUCGUUGAGCUCUUGAUCGAGUUUCUCACUUGGGACUACGCUGCUUACGAGUCCCACACGAAGUGCUUCUUCGGAAGAGAUUGGAAGACCAGUCAGAAGCAUGUAACUCGAUUUCAUUCGAGGAAUUGUUCUGGAAAUGGCGAUGCCGGGUGUGCUGCAGAAAAUUCCAAAUGAAGCACCAGGAGUCGAGAAUGUGCUUUUCUCACUGCAAAUUGCGAUGUCGCAUGAAGCUGCCAACUGUAGACCAGCAGCUGCAGCUAAACCAUCAAUUUUUGAUAUGACUGGAAGAGGUGAAGCAAUAAUUGAUUUUAUCAGUUCGUGACAUUUAUCGAAGACUUUUUUCUGAUUUUCUGCGCCCUUGUCUGAAGAUAAUUCUUUCAAAUUAUGACCCGAUGAGAAUACCGGACCACUAGACGAUAAAACAAUAACCCGCAAUUCUUUGUCGUCUUCAUUCCUUUUGAUUUCAUGCAACAAAUUUUCCAUCAUUUCAAGUGACAAACAAUUUCGCUUUUUGGUAUCAAUCAUUGUUAUGUUUCUUAUGCCAUCACUCUCAGUCACUGACACGAGGUUGUGAUUCAUUCGGAAUUGAUGAAAAUGACGAAAAUUCGGAACAAGAAGUCGUUUAAUCAUUUUUAACUUUUCUUAAAAAGAAAUAAAAAGAGCGAUAGAAAAAUAAAAACAAACGGA